Monoraphidium neglectum is the source of this 1236-nucleotide messenger RNA. RefSeq names its product Calreticulin Flags: Precursor. Gene Ontology annotation, biological process: protein folding. Gene Ontology annotation, cellular component: endoplasmic reticulum; endoplasmic reticulum membrane. NCBI's taxonomy places the organism in Eukaryota, Viridiplantae, Chlorophyta, Chlorophyceae, Sphaeropleales, Selenastraceae. The record is from RefSeq and is a predicted model, not a curated record. Gene Ontology annotation, molecular function: calcium ion binding. The transcript has 8 exons. Bases 1 to 1236 code for a protein of 411 amino acids.
AUGCAACACCCAUCUGCUCGACUCCCAGAGGAUGACACCUGGACCAGCCGGUGGCAAAAGAGCUCGUGGAAGGCUAAGGACGGGCAGGCGGGCGAGUUCACCCUGUCGGCUGGCAAGUGGUAUGGUGAUGCGGAGGCGGAUAAGGGCAUCAAGACCGGUCCUGACAGCAAGUUCUUUGCCAUCAGCUCCGAGCUGAAGAAGCCCUUCACCAAUGACAAGAAGGACCUGGUCGUGCAGUUCUCUGUCAAGCAUGAGCAGGACAUUGACUGCGGCGGCGGCUACAUCAAGCUUGUUCCCGGCUCAAGCAAGGACAAGAUCAAGGACUUUGGCGGGGACACGCCCUACUCUGUCAUGUUUGGCCCCGACAUCUGCGGCUUUGGCACGCGCAAGGUCCACGUCAUCCUGCCCUACAAGGGCAAGAACCACCUCAUCAAGAAGGACAUCACCGCUAAGACCGACACCCUCACGCACGUGUACACGCUGCGCAUCAUGCCCAACAACACCUACCAGGUGCUGAUUGACCUGGAGCAGGUUGCUGAGGGCUCCCUGGAGGACGACUGGGACAUGCUGCCCCCCAAGAAGAUCAAGGACUCCAAGGCCUCCAAGCCCAGUGACUGGGACGAGCGCCCCAAGAUCGCCGACCCCGAGGACAAGAAGCCCGAGGGCUACGACGACAUCCCCGCCACCCUGCCCGACCCCGACGCCAAGAAGCCCGAGGACUGGGACGACGAGGACGACGGCGAGUGGGAGGCGCCCACCAUCCCCAACCCCGAGUACAAGGGGGAGUGGAAGCCCAAGCAGAUCGACAACCCGGCCUACAAGGGCAUCUGGGAGGCCCCCGACAUUGACAACCCCGAGUACAAGGCCGACCCCAACCUGCACCUCAUCAAGGACACCAAGUACGUCGGCUUCGAGCUCUGGCAGGUCAAGAGCGGCUCCAUCUUUGACAACAUCAUCGUGACCGACGACCUGGCCGAGGCCAAGAAGCUGGCGGAGGAGACGUGGGGCAAGAGCAAGGACGCGGAGAAGGCCAUGCAGGAGAAGAUCAAGAAGGAGGAGGACGAGAAGAGCAAGGCUUCUGAGACCAAGGAGGACAGCAGCAGCAAGGACAGCGAGGAGGACGAGUACGAUGACGGGGAGGAGGACGACAAGAAGGACGGCAAGGCGCCUGAGGAGAAGCUGGAUGCAGGGGACAAGGAGGAGGACGAGCAGGAGGACGACAAGGAGGAGUUGUGA